Drosophila montana is the source of this 545-nucleotide messenger RNA. It is a transcript of the gene Acbp6, whose product is annotated as Acyl-CoA binding protein 6. The record is from RefSeq and is a predicted model, not a curated record. Gene Ontology annotation, molecular function: fatty-acyl-CoA binding. Lineage: Eukaryota; Metazoa; Arthropoda; Insecta; Diptera; Drosophilidae. The transcript is spliced from 2 exons. Bases 148 to 396 code for a protein of 82 amino acids. Gene Ontology annotation, biological process: fatty acid metabolic process.
GUACAAAAAACUGAGUCUCCUGUGUUGAUAAGAUUAACCAAUAACAAUUGGCUCUAUGUGUGGGCCCAUUAUAUAUAACUAUGCGAUGGUGCGAAUUGGCACACAUUGUUUUCGUUCGGCAAACAUAACAAAUCACCAAACACCAACAUGCUGACCUUUGAGGAAAUCGUUGAGAAGGCAAAGGCCUUCAGCAAGAACGUCACCAAGGAGGACUUCCUGGAGUUCUACGGCUACUACAAGCAGGCCACCGUUGGCGACUGCAACAUCGAGGAGCCCGAGGAGGAGGACAAGAAGGCCCGCUACAAUGCCUGGAAGAGCAAGGCUGGUCUGACCGCCGAGGAUGCCAAGAACCACUACAUCGAGGUGUACAAGAAAUACGCCGCCAAAUACGAGUAAAAUGUGCAUUUCAAGUAGUUUGCAUUAGUUGAUUUCUUGUGAACCCAUCACGAAAACAAAUAUUCAUGCCACAAAUUGCCCGUUGUUAACAAAUGUAUUUAUUGUAUUUUUAUAUUAACGUUAAUAAACCCGUAAUCAUUUAAAACUAA